Molecule: messenger RNA, 1954 nt
Organism: Zychaea mexicana
Lineage: Eukaryota; Fungi; Mucoromycota; Mucoromycetes; Mucorales; Lichtheimiaceae
Product: kinase-like domain-containing protein
Exons: 7
Coding region: 261-1709 (482 amino acids)
Biological process (GO): peptidyl-serine phosphorylation
Cellular component (GO): cAMP-dependent protein kinase complex; nucleus
Molecular function (GO): cAMP-dependent protein kinase activity; ATP binding
Source: RefSeq, a predicted model, not a curated record
GGUAAACCCUACUUUUAUUGUCUCCUCCACUUGUCCGGAAAGCAUACUAUACACAAAGAGGAAGCACAUUGGCUACACCUUGAAGUCGCAAUCUUAUUUUUGCAUCCCCAAUGGCACACCUUACUACUACUACUAUACAGUAGCUAACACAGUUUUAAAAAAGGAUAUACUACACUUUUUCCAGGGCAAAGAGAUAUAACGCACGCAACGCACCGCCAUAGUAUACAACAGAGUAGAAAAGUAUAUAUUAUAUAAAAGUAAUGGAGCGUAUUCCAGAAACGAUAUACGAAUCCGACAGUGGUCAUCCUACAGAACAACCACAACAGCAUCAACCACAGCAACAACAGCAACGUCCUCUACCGCCGCCAUUGUCGUUCUUGAAUGAAAAUCCCGCACCAUCACCGCUGGGUCACUUUGCUAGUCCUAAACCUUCAUCAGUACAACAACCACCAAUAGCAGCAGCAACGUCGCCUUCAUCGUUUUAUUAUAAUAGUAAUAAUAACAACAGCAAUCGUUUUCCUCAACAACCACCAACAGCGUCUUCUGAACAGCAACAACAACAACAGCCGCCUUUUUCAUUACGCUUACCGUCGGUUCCGCCACAUCCAUUAAAGCGUCAUGACCCACCUUCAUUUCCGCCGAAUCAUCCUUUGGCAGGUCUAGCUUCAGCACAGUCCAUACAACAGGCUCAAGCGAGUCGACUGCAGUAUUAUCAUUCGCGCUCACCAGUCUAUGUUCCAAAACCAUCGUUUGGUUUAAGGGAUUUUGAAUUAUUGGAUACGCUUGGAACGGGUACCUUUGGCCGGGUGUAUUUGACCAAGUUCAAGGCGACCAGCAAGUUUUAUGCGAUGAAGGUGCUCAAGAAGUCCGAAGUGGUACGACUCAAACAGGUGCAGCACUUAUUGUGGGAGAAGCAGAUUUUAGCUUCGGUUCGAUUCCCAUUUAUCGUUGAUCUAUUUUGUACUUUUCAAGAUGAUACGAACCUGUACAUGUUAUUGGAAUACGUUGUAGGAGGCGAGUUGUUUUCGCAUUUACGUCGAGCAGGGCGCUUCACAAACGACAUGACACGAUUUUAUGCAUCGGAGAUCGUGCUGGCCAUCGAAUACCUCCACUCUAAAGAUAUCAUUUAUCGUGACCUCAAGCCUGAAAAUCUAUUGAUCGACCAUCAGGGCCAUAUUCGUGUGACAGAUUUCGGAUUUGCUAAAAAGAUUGCCGAUCGGACAUGGACACUUUGUGGCACUCCAGAAUACUUGGCACCGGAGAUUAUUCAAAGCAAAGGCCACGGAAAGGCUGCAGAUUGGUGGGCCUUGGGUAUUCUUAUCUUUGAAAUGUUGGCAGGAUAUCCACCUUUCUUUGACGAUAACUCGUUCGGGAUCUAUGAGAAGAUUUUAGCUGGCAAAGUUCAAUUUCCAGCACAUUUUGAUAUGCUAGCAAAGGAUCUGUUAAAACGACUGCUGGUGGGUGAUCUUACUAAGCGACUCGGUAACUUAAAGGGAGGGUCAGAGGAUGUAAAGCGACACAGAUGGUUCAGAGGUGUGGAUUGGAUAGGUCUUCUGGAUAAGACUGUCAGGGCACCCAUCGUACCGAACUAUCGACAUCCAGGCGAUACUAGCAACUUUGAAAAAUACCCAGAUCUCUUUGAGACGGACCGUAAUGCUCCAGCAGGAGAUGAUCCUUUCAAGCAACUAUUUGUUGAGUUUACUAUGUGAUACCUGAACAACACACAAUUUCUUCCUUCCUCCUCUAUUAUUCUCUCUGUUUCUCUUCCUUUUCUUCAAGCUUUUGCCUUAUUAUCAAUCUUUUUCUUCCCAUUUGAACCCCUUCCACAACUACACAACACAACAGCAGCAACAACAAAACAUCAUGUUGAACCUUUUUAGUUAUCGCAAAUAGAUAAAAAAGAAAAAAAAAUAAGGAACGGAUGUUUCCGAGCAGUGGACAAUGUCUCACAUAC